Radiomyces spectabilis is the source of this 695-nucleotide messenger RNA. RefSeq names its product ferritin-like superfamily. The record is from RefSeq and is a predicted model, not a curated record. Gene Ontology annotation, biological process: intracellular iron ion homeostasis; iron ion transport. Bases 90 to 626 code for a protein of 178 amino acids. NCBI's taxonomy places the organism in Eukaryota, Fungi, Mucoromycota, Mucoromycetes, Mucorales, Radiomycetaceae. Gene Ontology annotation, molecular function: ferric iron binding; ferrous iron binding. The transcript has 5 exons. Gene Ontology annotation, cellular component: cytoplasm.
GCAACAUUCUAUAAAAUACAAAUUUUUGACAAUUGUGUCCAUCUCUUUUUUCCAGUGAUUUACCGAUUUACAUUCUUCACUCAGCAAAUAUGCCUACCGUUUCACUCGCGAAACAAAACUUCUCAACUGCUGCGGAGGAUUUGCUGAACACGCAGAUUCGAAUCGAACAGAUAGCACAGCAUACAUACCUGGCGGCAGCCGCGUACUUUGGGCAAGAUACAGUGGCAUUACCUGGAUUGGAACACUACUUUUUAGAGACAGCCGAACAUCAAGGGAGACGGGUGCAGCAUUUGAUUGACUACCUAACUAUGAGAGGCGGAGAAACAAUUAUCCAACAAAUACCGCAACCUCCGCUUGAAUGGGAAUCGCCACGUAAUGCUCUUGAAACGAGCUUGAUGCUAGAAAAAGAUGUCAACAAAUCGCUGCUGAAUCUGACGACGGUGGCCAUCGAUCAUCGAGACACAGAACUAGAGCACCACAUGAAGCAAAACCAUUUGAUGGAUAAAGUCAAACUGAUUGAGCAUGUUGUGAAAGGACUUACCCAAUUGGAACGCGUGAACGGAACAGGUUUAGGACUCCAUUUGUGGGAUCAAGAGUUGUACAGACGAGAAAAAUUCCCAGUGUAGCACAAAUAAAAAAAAAAAGGAAUUGGCAUCGUCAUACCGCUCGAUUUGCUUUUCUUCUUUAUCUCUUUU